AAAUUCCAUUUAAAAUAAAAUAAAAUAAAAGAAGAAUGAAAAAUGAAUGAAUGAUAGUGUUAAGGUAUAAGUAUCAAAAAAACACCAAACCACUUCUCUCCUAAGGAAGCUUCGUGGAAGCUGCCAUGGCUUCUCUCUUUCUCUCCCCAUUUAAUACCCUCCUUCCUCGUUCUUUCCUCUCAACAAGAAGAAGAAUCAAUACUCAAAUCUCUAUCAUCUCUCUUUAUCUUUAUCUUCUCCGAUAUGAAGCUCGCCGCUAGCCUCAACCGCCUCAGCCCCAAACGUCUCUUUCGUUCCAAAUCAAAAGCUUCCGUCUCCAGAUCUGAGCCUUCUUCCUUCAGCUCCAAUGCUUCUUCCUCUUCCUCCGAUGGAUCGUACGGUAACCUCAAACAAGGUCCAACCGCGACUCCGAUCAGUGUUCUCCCUCAAAACUCCGGCGAUUUCUACGCUGAGCUUAUUCAAGCGUUUAAACUGAUCGAUCGUGAUGACGACGGUGUUGUUUCCAGAGGAGAUCUCGCGGCGUUGAUUAGCAGGUUAAGUCCUGAACCACCGAGUCAAGAAGAGGUGAGUCUGAUGCUAAGAGAAGUAGACGGCGGAGACGGUGGUUGUAUCAGCCUUGAAGAGCUUGCUAGCCGUGUCGCUGGUACUUCCGGUGAAGGAUCUGUUGAGACGGAGGAGCUGAGAGAGGUGUUCGAGAUUUUUGACGUGGAUCGUAACGGGAAAAUAUCGGCGGAGGAGUUACACAGAGUAUUUGGAGUGAUUGGAGAUGAACGGUGCACGUUAGAAGAGUGUAUGCGUAUGAUAGCGACGGUUGAUGGAAACGGUGACGGUUUUGUUUGCUUCGAAGACUUUUGCCGCAUGAUGGCUCCAGUGAUGAAUGAUCAUCAUCAUUAGAAUCAUGUUUGAUUGAUGAUGGUGACAUCACCAUGCUCUUUGUCUUCUUUUUUUUUCUAUUGAAAAAUUAUUUAUUUUACUGUUUUUGCGGUGGUGAUUUCACUUAUUGUGACGGCAAGCACUUAAAUUGUUCACCGUCGGUUUAAAUUCAGACGUCUCUCUUUCUCUAAAGUUAUAUAGUACUAGUAAUAUGAACAUGUUUCUAGUUUCACUC
Arabidopsis lyrata subsp. lyrata is the source of this 1108-nucleotide messenger RNA. RefSeq names its product probable calcium-binding protein CML35. Lineage: Eukaryota; Viridiplantae; Streptophyta; Magnoliopsida; Brassicales; Brassicaceae. The coding region runs from base 244 to 894 and encodes 216 amino acids. The record is from RefSeq and is a predicted model, not a curated record. The transcript has a single exon. Gene Ontology annotation, molecular function: calcium ion binding.